This is a messenger RNA of Macadamia integrifolia, 1589 nucleotides long. Its product is annotated as trihelix transcription factor GT-3b-like. The record is from RefSeq and is a predicted model, not a curated record. Bases 189 to 1109 code for a protein of 306 amino acids. Lineage: Eukaryota; Viridiplantae; Streptophyta; Magnoliopsida; Proteales; Proteaceae. The transcript is spliced from 2 exons.
GACCGGGCUAGAGAGAGGUUAGAGAGAUGAAACCCAAAUUACUUUGCCUUCUCGUAAACGAAAAUAUCCACAAAAGCGAUAGAAAAGGGAGAAAUUUCAGUUACUUGGAACAGUGACAGCAGAAGAUAGAUCAAAGUCAUCAAACCCUUCAAGCUUUUUCAAAACCCUAACCCUAGAGAGAGAAAAAGAUGUUGGGAAGCGGAGAAAACGAAGGUAUGGGUCGGAUGAACAUGAUCUCAUCUUUGCCGCUGCAAGUUCAACCAAGCGCCAGUGAGAUGCAAUCGACCAGUGUUUCACUCAAGAAAGACGAUAGGGUUCCUCAGUGGACCCAUCAAGAGGCGAAAGAUUUCAUCGCGAUCCGAGCUGAAUUAGAAAGGGACUUCACUGUUACGAAGCGAAACAAGACGCUUUGGGGGAUUGUUGCAGCUAGGAUGAAGAAGAAAGGUUACAGAAGAAGCCCUGAUCAGUGUAAGUGUAAGUGGAAGAACCUCGUCAAUCGAUACAAGGGGAAAGAGACAUCUGAUCCAGAGAAUGGACGGCAAUGCCCGUUCUUUGAGGAGAUACACGCAGUUUUUGUUGAAAGGGAGAAGAAUAUGCAGAGAUUGUUGCUGGAAUCAGAGGUUGGGAAUGUGCAGGGCAAGAAGAAGGUGAAGAAGCUGAGUGGAGGAGAUCGAUCUUCGGAUGAUUUCUCAGAGGAUGAUGAAGAGGAUGAAGAUGAAAGCGAAGAAGAGAGGGCCACGACCAGCGGAAACCGCCGGAAGAGGAAAGCUGAUAGGGAGAAGCAUCAGCAGCAGCAGCAGAGGACUGAGAGAUCAUCAGUGAGGGUUAAUGGUGGGAGUAUUCAGGAGAUGUUGCAAGAGUUCUUUAAUCAGCUACAGAGGAUGGAUAUGCAGUGGAGGGAGACAAUGGAGAGGAGGGCUCAAGAGAGAAGGUUGAUAGAGCAAGAGUGGAGGAAGUCUAUGGAGAAGCUUGAGAGAGAGAGGUUGAUGAUGGAGCAGGCUUGGAGAGAGAGGGAGGAGCAGAGGAGGAUGAAGGAAGAAAGAAGAUUAGAGGAGAGAGAUGCCCUUUUAACCUCUCUGUUGAACAAGCUCCUUAAUGAAAAUCUCUGAGAGACUAGAAGGUCAGUUAGAAAGUUCUGCUUCAGCAUUGGUACUGUAAUUGUAUGAAUUAAAAAAAAAAAAGAGUAUUUUCUUUGGGUUGUUAGGUAGGUAGGUACACAGAAAAGAAGAAGAAGAGAUGAAAGUUUUGCAUCUUUAGGAAAGGAGGAGACAGAGAAAAGCGGAGGAGAAAUGGCCUUUGGACCCCUUUGUUUAACAACCUCCUUAAUAAAGGUAUCAUCACUAAAGAUAUAAGGAAGCAGUUUGAGAAAAAGAUCUGCUUCAGCUUUGUUGAUUUAAUUGUGCAAGUGAGAAGGAGAACAGAAUGGGGAGCAGGGGAGGCAAUUUGUUAUAUUGGUUGUGAUAUAUACAGAAAACAGAUUAGAAUUUUUUUUUUUAUAGUUACGAAGAUAGACAGAAAGGGUGUCUUGGACUGUUGUAAAUUCUUCUAAAAUUGUUGAGGAAUUCAAUGGAGAGACCAUAUUUUAUUAA